This is a messenger RNA of Condylura cristata (star-nosed mole), 3146 nucleotides long. RefSeq names its product G protein-coupled receptor 37 (endothelin receptor type B-like) (gene GPR37). The coding region runs from base 734 to 2557 and encodes 607 amino acids. NCBI's taxonomy places the organism in Eukaryota, Metazoa, Chordata, Mammalia, Eulipotyphla, Talpidae. The transcript is spliced from 2 exons. Gene Ontology annotation, molecular function: prosaposin receptor activity; G protein-coupled peptide receptor activity. The record is from RefSeq and is a predicted model, not a curated record. Gene Ontology annotation, biological process: positive regulation of MAPK cascade; adenylate cyclase-inhibiting G protein-coupled receptor signaling pathway. Gene Ontology annotation, cellular component: signaling receptor complex; plasma membrane.
GUCCCCCGAGGAGCAGGGCCCGCCCUCCCCAACCCCAUCGCUGAUUCCCUUCUCCUCGGGGACACCCACCCAGCCGACCCCCGGUCAACUUUGAGCUGGAGAAGCAACUUUGACAGUGGUCGCGGGUUUCGAACUCCGCUUAUUGGCAGCUGGAGCCACCCAAAUCGCUGGGGCUAGGUGGGGCAAGAGUUUCCCAGGCGCAUCCACGCUGCGUCUGCUGUUUGCAACCUGUUUCCAGCGGGAGAGGAGCGGGGUUGUGGCCACUAGGCAUCGGAAGAAGGGAAACUUGUUUUUCUUUGCCUUUAGCGACUUGGGCUUGCUACUGGAUAAAGAAGCAUCUAACGGAUGUAAAUAGGCAGAACAGCUAUUACCAAGAAGGCAUCCACCCAAAGACAGGGAGGAGCGUGGGGCUUCGCUCGGGCUUCUCCCAGUUGCAACACUGAUCAACAGUCUGGUGCUGGUUGCAACUUUUCAAGGUCAGUCACCGCGAGCAGCGAUUUCCCUCUCCGAAGCCCGAGGAUACGCAGCCCUGGCGAUGUAUUUGGCUGAGAAAUGAAUAGGAUGCCAAAUGAAGAAGGAUUGUAAAAGGGGAAGGUUGUGACCCCAAAGGCCGUCCUCGGCGUAGCCCGCGGGGAUGAGUCUGUGACAUGAUUCUAACUCUCAGCAGCAACUCGGGCAGCAGGUGUCGGUCCUAAGCCCGAGCGGUGGCUGCCCGGUGAGCCCUCACCGAGCCAUGCCGGACGCGCGCUCGCCUCUCGCCUGCACCUGGCGGCGGCUGCUGCUGCUUCUGUUUCUGCUGGAGGUUUCUGCUUCUCCUGCACUCGCGUCAGCUCCGGCGCCCAGGAACGAAACUUGUCUGGGGGAAAGCUGUUCACCUCGGUGGCUCCAGCGUCGCAGCAGGGACACUUGGCGACCGAGAAAUUCUGCUCUUGACCUGCAAGCCCUUGCGCCCAGGGAGGAGCCGCGGGAGGCAGCGGUGCGCACGGCGCCCUCCUGGGAGCUACCGGCCGCCGCGGGUGAUGCCCAAGGUGCCAGCGAAGGGGCGGGGGCGACUGCGGGCGACCCGCUUGGCUCCUGGAGGAGGAAGGGUAGCCGGAUUCAGGAGCACCCUCGCAUUUUGGGGAGAGGGCACCCGACGGCUCUCCAACUCUUCCUCCAGACCUCAGAGGAGAAGAAGGACCCCAAAAGCGCUCGCGUUUCUGGGCCAAGUCACGAACAGAGUGUGAGGACCGACCCCGGAGUCAGCGAUCUUUAUUACUGGCCAAGGAGAGCCGGGAAACUCCAGGGUUCACACUACGAACCCCCUCCCAAGACAGUCCAUGGACCUUCAGGACACGAAGGGCGGACAAUUGCACCCCCUGGUAGGGCUCUAGCCCAGAAUGGGUCCUCAGGUGAAGGGGUUUACGAACACGGGGGAGGCCGCCAGGGCAACAGCACCAACAGGCGCUUGCGACUGAAGAACCCCUUCUACCCACUGACCCAGGAGUCAUAUGGCGCCUAUGCGGUCAUGUGCUUGUCGGUGGUGAUCUUUGGGACAGGCAUCAUUGGCAACCUGGCAGUGAUGUGCAUCGUGUGUCACAACUACUACAUGCGGAGCAUCUCCAACUCCCUUUUGGCUAACCUGGCCUUCUGGGACUUUCUCAUCAUCUUCUUCUGCCUUCCGCUCGUCAUCUUCCACGAGCUGACGAAGAAGUGGCUACUGGAAGACUUCUCCUGCAAGAUUGUGCCCUAUAUAGAGGUUGCUUCUCUGGGAGUCACGACCUUCACCUUAUGCGCUCUGUGCAUCGACCGUUUCCGUGCGGCCACCAACGUUCAGAUGUACUAUGAAAUGAUCGAAAACUGUUCCUCAACCACCGCCAAACUAGCUGUCAUCUGGGUAGGUGCUCUCCUCUUGGCACUUCCAGAAGUUGUUCUCCGCCAGCUGACCAAGGAGGAUCUGGGGGUGAGCGGCCGAGCACCUGCAGAGCGCUGCAUCAUCAAGAUCUCUCCCGACUUACCCGACACCAUCUAUGUUUUAGCCUUGACCUACGACAGUGCAAGGCUCUGGUGGUACUUUGGCUGUUACUUCUGCUUGCCCACACUUUUCACCAUCACUUGCUCUUUGGUGACUGCAAGAAAAAUCCGCAAAGCAGAAAAAGCCUGUAGCCGAGGAAAUAAGCGGCAGAUUCAGCUAGAAAGUCAGAUGAACUGCACGGUAGUGGCUCUGACCAUCUUAUAUGGCUUUUGCAUUAUUCCAGAAAAUAUCUGCAAUAUUGUUACAGCCUACAUGGCCACAGGGGUUUCCCAGCAGACAAUGGACCUGCUUAAUAUCAUCAGCCAGUUCCUGCUGUUCUUCAAGUCCUGUGUCACCCCUGUGCUCCUUUUCUGUCUUUGCAAACCCUUCAGCCGGGCCUUUAUGGAGUGCUGCUGUUGUUGCUGUGAUGAGUGCAUUCAGAAGUCUUCGACAGUGACCAGCGAUGACAAUGACAACGAGUACACCACAGAGCUUGAACUCUCACCUUUUAGUACCAUACGCAGGGAAAUGUCCACUUUUGCAUCUGUGGGGACUCACUGCUGAGGGACAGCCAUAGGUUUGGUUAGAUUUGCUCAUUGGUUUGCUUUUCAUAUCCUGUGAAAGUUUUUACAACCUAUUUUUCCUUACUGGGGAAAAUACAAAAAAAAAAAAAAAGAGAGAGAGAGAGAGAGAAAUAUUAACGACUGUAGAACUGAUUUUGCAGAUUAAUAUUUGUGCUUUGAAAAAAAUGUUUAUAUUUAGUAUUUAAGAAGUAUGAGGAAGCUAAUGUUUUAGAUCAGUUUAUCCGGUAUGGUGCUAAUAUAUUAUUUGUAAAAGUUACUGCACCUUAACUUGAGUAAUUGCUAUUUUUUCUUUGUUUUUAAAAUAUAAUCAUUGUACAUUGAUUAUAGCCAAGUGAUUUUGGAGGCUCUUUUAUGUUUAAGUUGUGAUUGAAAGUAUAUUGUAUAUGGUAUCGUGCAUUGAUUUGUAGUCAAAAAACUUUCACAAAGUAGCACCAAAUAAAUUACACUUUAUUCUUUAAUGUCAUUUCAAUCGACUUUUAACCAACAUUCAAUAAAUCCAUUAAUUGCCUUAAGUAUACAAUUACUGGUUCUAUGAACAACUUGAAAUAGGCCUUAUUGUUUUAAAAUUC